GACACCCGGGCUGGUGCAGAAGACUCUUAGCUGGGACUCACCCUUCCAUCAGGAGCAACAGCAGAAGGACGGGUGGCCAGAGGUGCAGGACACCAGCAGGGACUUUGGCUCUCUUAGGAGAAUCCAGAUCCCCUGUGAGCUGUGUCACUUGGGUGUGGUCCAGUGGCAGGUGCCUGCCCUCAGCUGAGCUGGGAGCUGCAGGAUCUGUGACUUCCUUGCACGUCUCAGAGGAGGAAAUUCAUCUGUGAGCCCCAGCAGGAGCCGAAGCGAUGGCCGCAAAGCCUGAGAAGAGGGUGGCCUCAUCUGUCUUUAUCACCCUGGCACUGCCCCGCCGUGAUGUGGCUGUGGUGGAGGAAGUGAGGCGAGCAGCUUGUGAGGCCCGGCGUGGAGGCCCAGCCCGGGAGGCUCCUGUCCCCAUGAAGGCUCCUGGGACUGGCUUGGCAGGCAGGCCUAGCCCUUGGACACCCCCUGGCAGGGCUGCAGCUGCAGUGCCAGUCGUAUCAUCCCAGCUCUCCAAUGGAGGAUGCUCUCUGCCUCCUCCUUCCCUGGAUGGUAAGGAUCCACUUGCAGACCUGGACCUCCUGCCACCACCUCCACCACCCCCUCCAGCUUACCUGCCCCCAGAUGGGGACCCCUCUGCCCUGGGGGGAACAUCACUCAUUUCGGACUUUGAGCAGCUGCAUCUGCCCCCGCCCCCGCCCCCACCACAGGCUCCGGUGGAGCAAACUCCAGUCCAGCCUCAGCCUGGUCCCCUCAAGGCCAUGGAGGAGGAGCUGCCACCUCCCCCAGCAGAGCCUGUCAGCUUCCCGGAGAGAGAAACAUCCACAGACAUCUGUGCUUUUUGCCACAAGACGGUGUCCCCCCGAGAGCUGGCUGUGGAAGCCAUGAAGAGGCAGUACCAUGCCCAGUGCUUCACCUGCCGCUCGUGCCGCCGCCAGCUGGCCGGGCAGAGCUUCUACCAGAAGGACGGACGGCCCCUCUGUGAAAGCUGCUACCAGGGCACCCUGGAGAAGUGCGGCAAGUGUGGCAAGGUGGUCCAGGAGCACAUCAUCAGGGCCCUGGGCCGGGCUUUCCACCCUCCCUGCUUCACAUGUGUGGCCUGUACCCGCUGCAUCGGGGACGAGAGCUUUGCCCUGGACAGCCAGAAUGAGGUGUACUGCCUGGACGACUUCUACAGGAAAUUCGCCCCCAUGUGUAGCAUCUGUGAGAAUCCCAUCAUUCCCCGGGAUGGGAAAGAUGCCUUCAAAAUUGAGUGCAUGGGAAGAAACUUCCAUGAGAAUUGCUACAGGUGUGAGGACUGCAGGAUCCUCCUGUCUGUCGAGCCCACGGACCAAGGCUGCUACCCCCUGAAUAACCGUCUCUUCUGCAAGCCAUGCCACGUGAAACGGAGCGCCGCGGGGUGCUGCUGAGAACACCCGCUAGCGUCAGGCCAGCCAGCAGCCUGCUAGCCCCGGCUGGGCCCCUUCCCCGACUCUUGGGGUUCCCUUCCUGACCUGCUCUUGCUCACUCUCCUUCUGAGCCUCGGGGGGGACUAGCCUGCAGCUCUGCCCAGCAAGUCUAGGACACAGAGGGCUCAGCGUUCUCCAGAUCAGAGCUGGGCAGCAAGUGGACAGUGCCCCCUAGACCUUUAGCUUCACUUCUACACCCUGGGCAGCCAGUGACUCCUGGACUACGAGGGUCACACCUGGAUUUCUCUGCUGGCCCCAACCCAUUUCCAGGGCCGAGCUGGGGCAAAUCUGCAGGUGGCACCUGGGUCCCCAAGCACUGCCUCUUUAGCUGUCUAGUAGGGUGCUGAGACCAGCUCUGGCUUGUUGGGCUGAGCUGUUUGAGGAAAACUCCAAAGUCCUUU
This is a messenger RNA of Otolemur garnettii (small-eared galago), 1849 nucleotides long. It is a transcript of the gene FBLIM1, whose product is annotated as filamin binding LIM protein 1. Gene Ontology annotation, biological process: cell-cell adhesion. Gene Ontology annotation, cellular component: focal adhesion; stress fiber. The transcript is spliced from 9 exons. Bases 270 to 1409 code for a protein of 379 amino acids. Gene Ontology annotation, molecular function: filamin binding. NCBI's taxonomy places the organism in Eukaryota, Metazoa, Chordata, Mammalia, Primates, Galagidae. The record is from RefSeq and is a predicted model, not a curated record.